Plasmodium gallinaceum is the source of this 402-nucleotide messenger RNA. RefSeq names its product conserved Plasmodium protein, unknown function. NCBI's taxonomy places the organism in Eukaryota, Apicomplexa, Aconoidasida, Haemosporida, Plasmodiidae. The transcript has 2 exons. The record is from RefSeq and is a predicted model, not a curated record. The coding region runs from base 1 to 402 and encodes 133 amino acids.
AUGGACGAUUUUGAUGAAAAUAAUAAUGUUAUUGAAAAAAAUGAAUUAAAUGAUAGUGAAAUUUGUUCAUAUAAUAAAGUAGGAAAACUCACAUCAGAAAAAUAUUUGUCUGAAUUGAUAAAUGAAGAGAUAUUUUUUAUUGGUGAAAUUAUUAGUUUACAAGAUAAUAUAAUUAACUUGAAAUCAGUCAAUGGAAAUUGCGUUGAAUGUAUUAUUAAAGAUAGAAAUUUUAAAACUGAUUCCAAAUAUAUAGGAAUAAAAGGAAUUGUAUCAAAUAACUUAAAAAUAAUUGAAACAAGAGGUAUUAUACCAUUGGAAGAUAUUAAUUUUGAAAUAGUUAAUGAAUAUAUAAAUAUUUAUAUGGAGAAUAUGAACUCUGAAGUUUUCUUAUCAUCCUAUUAA